UGCGUGCGCUGGGCGCCGGGACUCGCCUCGGCUGCUCCCCGACUUUGCGGCGGACGAUCGGUCCGGGACACGCCGCCUGCGAGGAAAUUUGAAACUUGCAGAGAGGGAUUUUAAGGCCACUUCUGACUUGCUAAGUUCACCUUCGAGCUGAAAAACCAAGAGCUGCCGUGACUGGAGGGGACCCCCUUUUGGAGAAAUGGCAGCGACAGCCCACCGUGUGAUCGCCAUGCUUGCCCUGACCAGCUGGUUGGCUGCUGCAGGUCCAGAGCCCAGCACCUGGUGUGAACAGUCGCCCAUCGGUGCCUCUCAUCCUGUCCAGGCCUUGAUGGAGAGCUUCACCGUUCUGUCUGGCUGUGCCAGCAGGGGCACAACUGGGCUGCCCCAGGAGGUUCACAUCCUAAACCUCCGCAUUGCAGACCAGGGGGCGGCCCAGCCACAGAGGGAGGUUACGCUGCAUCUGAACCCCAUUUCCACAGUGCACAUUCACCACAAGCCUGUUGUGUUCCUGCUCAACUCUCCGCAGCCCCUGGUCUGGCACGUGAAGGCAGAGAGACUGGCCACCAGUGUCCCAAGAGUUUUCUUGGUGUCGCAGGGUUCUGUGGUCAAGUUUCCAUCACAAAACUUCUCCUCAACAGCGGAAACAGAAGAGAGGAGCUUCCCUCAAGGGAAUGAGCACCUGCUAGACUGGGCCCGGAAGGAGUAUGGAGCAGUGACGUCAUUCACUGAAGUCAAGAUGGCGAGAAACAUCUACAUUAAACUGGGGGAAGAUCAAAUGUUCCCUCCUACAUGCAGCAUAGGGAAGAAUUUCCUCUCCCUCAAUUACCUUGCCGGGUACCUUCAACCCAAACCAGCUGAAGGCUGUAUCCUGUCUAGUCAGCCCCAGGAGAAGGAAGUGCACAUCAUUGAGUUAAUCACCCCCAACUCGAACAGCAACUUACAGGUGGAUAUAAUCAUUGACAUACGACCUGUUCGAGAGGGCUCUGAGGUGGUCAAAGACCUUGUCCUGAUCUUGAAGUGCAAAAAGGCCGUCAACUGGGUGAUCAAAUCUUUUGACGUCAAGGGAAACCUGAAAGUUAUUGCUCCCAACAGUAUUGGCUUUGGAAAAGAGAGUGAAAGAUCCAUGACAAUGACCAGAUUGAUAAGAAAGGACAUCAAUUCCACCCAGGAGGAUCUGAUAAAGUGGGCACUGGACAAUGGCUAUAGUCCAGUGACGUCAUACACAAAGGCGCCUGUGGCCAACAGAUUUUAUGUUUGGUUGGAGAACAAUGAGGAGAUGAGAGACGAGGAAGUCCAUACCACUCCUCCAGAGCUGCAGAUCUUGCUGGGCCCUGGCUACCUGCCUACCCUGGACAACCCACCUAUCCGGGGAGGGGGCAGCCAACAUGGAGCUCUCCCCUUCCCUUUCCCGGAUAUCCUCAGGAGAGGCUGGAAGGAGGGAGAAGACAGGCUUCCCCUUCCCAAGGAUCCUGUCCUUCCCAGUGUUCCGCUGUUUCCCGACCACAGAGAGCCAGAAGAAGUACAGGGGAGUGUGGACAUUGCCGUGUCUGUCAAGUGUGACCGUGAGAAGAUGACCGUAGCUGUGGACAAAGAUUCUUUCCAGACCAAUGGCUUCUCAGGGAUGGAGCUCACCCUGUUGGAUUCUUCAUGCAAAGCCAAGAUGAAUGGUACCCACUUUGUUUUGGAGUCUCCCCUGAAUGGCUGUGGCACUCAGCACCGGCGGUCAGCUCCCGAUGGUGUGGUUUACUAUAACUCCAUUGUGAUACAGGUCCCAUCCUCCGGGGACAGCAGUGGCUGGCCAGAUGGCUUUGAAGACAUGGAGUCAGGUAACAAUGGAUUUCCAGGAGACGCGGAUGAGGAAGCCACCUCUCUGAGCCGAGCUGGAAUUGUGAUGUUUAACUGCAGUCUGCGGCAGCUGAGGAAUCCCAGUGGCUUCCAGGACCAGCUCGAUGGAAACAUCACCUUCAAUAUGGAGCUGUAUAACACAGACCUCUUCCUGGUGCCCUCCCCGGGGGUCUUCUCUGUGGCAGAGAAUGGACAUGUUUAUGUUGAGGUAUCUGUCACCAAGGCUGACCAAGAACUGGGAUUCGCCAUCCAGACCUGCUUUGUCUCUCCAUACUCGAACCCAGACAAGAUGUCUGAUUACACCAUCAUCGAGAACAUCUGUCCGAAAGAUGAGUCUGUGAAGUUCUACAGCUCCAAGAGAGUGCACUUCCCGAUCCCACAUGCCGAGGUAGACAAGAAACGUUUCAGCUUUGUCUUCAAGUCUGUGUUCAACACUUCCCUGCUCUUCCUCCAGUGCGAGCUGACGCUGUGCACCAGGAAGAAGGGCCCUCAGAAGCUGCCCAAGUGUGUGACUCCUGACGAGGCCUGCACCUCUCUAGAUGCCACCAUGAUCUGGGCCAUGAUGCAGCACAAGAAGACGUUCACCAAGCCCCUGGCUGUGAUCCACCAAGCUGAUUACAGAGAAAAUGUUCCAAACACUAAGGAGUCCAAUCCAGUUCCUCCUCCUCCACAGAUUUUCAUUGGUCUGGACACGCUAACCGUGAUGGGCAUUGCGUUUGCGGCGUUUGUGAUCGGCGCACUCUUGACGGGGGCCUUGUGGUACAUCUAUUCCCACACAGGGGAGACCACAAGAAGGCAGCAAGUCCCCACCUCGCCACCGGCCUCGGAAAACAGCAGCGCGGCCCACAGCAUCGGCAGCACUCAGAGUACCCCAUGCUCUAGCAGCAGUACAGCCUAGCCAGAGCCAGAUGCCGACGGCCACCGCCAGGGCAGGGCCUGGUGCCAGUGCUGCGUGUCCAGACCAGAAGGCUCGAUCUGGGUUCCCCGAAAAGAGAGAGUGAAUUUCAGUGUACAGAUAGCCUGUUGUACCCACCCCUCAUCACGGCCAAUGCAAAUGUGACCCCUGGACAUCUGUCACACACAAAAGCUGUGCUGGUGGCCUUUUCCUCCAGCCCCUCACAGGAUGAGGGUUUCAAUGUGAAACAUGCUAGGGUUUUUGUUUUUUUUUUAAUGCUGCUUUGUCCAGGUGUCCAAACAUCCAUCAUUUGGGGUCAUAUGUUUUACCCAGAGUAAAGGGGAUAGUACAAGGAAGACAGAGGGAGACAUGGCCAAAGAUCCCCUAGCUGAACUAAGAUGUAACAUAGAAGAAAUGUACCCUCCAUAUCCGAUCUACAUCUCUCUCUGGGUGCCCACUUCUGACCUGCCACACCCUGCAUGGUCCCCGUUAAGCUUGCUAGCCUUGGAGGAGCUCCACCCUGCCACUUGUCAAGGCAACAUUCCUUUCUUGGGCCAAAAAAAUGCUGAUUCCUGUUCCUCCGCACGCACGCGCGCGCGCGCACACACACGUCAACUCCAUAAGUGUCUUACGGCCAAAUUUGUUUAUUCUUACAGGCAUACAAAAACAGAAAAUGGCCAAAGUAUGGGCCAGGUUUGUACCUGUUUCUGACAUUUUGUCCUGAUAACGUUUAAACUUCAGGGGGUGGGAUCCACUGGUAAGUGAGGGAAUUUGCAAGGUGCUGUGUGCAUGCGUAUGGGCAUCCAAACACAAGUGUGUGGCAUCUGCAUGUUGGAGAUAUGACCACACCCUCCUGAACAAUGUUCUAUGCUUCCAGAGUCAGAACAUGAGUUAUGUGUGGUAGACCAUCUGGACUCCGAGCACAUGGGCCUUUCUGAUGAACCCUUUUAUAAAAGCCAGCCCCUUCCAGGGGGUAGAUCCUUAGGGAUUGCCUUGGGUCAUCAUGAUGUCACCAGUUCUGCCCUAAGGGGGAGGGAAAAGGAGAAGGGCACUAACUUUAAAAAAGGGUUUCAGGUGAACUUCCAUCAACAGAGGAAUAUGAUGCCACUUUAACAGUCAGCUCUGUGACAGCCCUUUGCUAAAACUGAACCCCGGAGGGGACUCUCCAUGCAGACCCACUGCAAAUUAAAUGAUAGUGUUUUUCCAGAAUUCCUCCAAACUUAAGAUUCCAUAAUUAGAGCGAGCUAGAUUCUAGCCUGAAAUACUCACGAGCAAACUCCACUGCCUUGAAAGGCAGGCAAUUGUGCCUGGGCGUCGUAAAUGAAAACUUCAGUAGAAACACAGCAAAUGAAUGGAGAUGGAUAAUCUCUCAGUCACUGAGCCUUAGUCUAACUGGAUGGAUGGAUGGAUGGUAUGGCUUUUAGCCAAUUGGGAUAAUUUGAACCAAAGCAGAUUCCUUCAGGCUGACAGCUUCAGACUGAUGCGUUGACACAUUGAGAAUAUUUCAGAUUUCCACAUAUGAGUACAAAUGGUAUGAGAUUAGAGAACUACUCCUCUUUACUUCAUUGCUUUGUCACAUGAAGUUGUCAUUGUGGAGGACCUAGAUUAUGCUACCUGUGUUUAAAAGUAAUGCGCUUUGCCUAACCUUCAGCAGAAUGUAAUUGUUAAGUAUAUUCUAUGUAUAAAGAUGUUUAAAGAUGUCUUCAAAGAAGACUAGAGUCUUUAAAACACUUAUAGCUAUAUUUUACUACAAAAAUCUGUAUAAAGAUAUAUUUAAUGUUUUAGAGAAAUUUAAGUUACUCCAUAUGAAAUGUUUAAUUUCAGUUACUGUGAAUUCUUCUAAUCAGUUACUUUAAAAAAAAAAAAACUUUUCCAUCUUGUUAAAAAGAAAAUUAGCUAUAGGAAGGUAUUAAAAAAUUUCAUUUCCUAGAUGGAUGGAGUUAAAUUUGUAAUAUAUUUAAAUGUAUAUUUUUGAGAGAGAUACUACAUUGCCAAUGAUUUUAUAAUCUUAAAUUAACUUACAAAUUUAUAUGUUGCAAAUGAAAAGAUUUUUAGGAGAAAGAAAAGAAAAAAAAUUGCCUUUUAUUUCCUUGGAUGUCAUUAUCAGAAGUAUUACUCAGCUCAAGAAACCCGAUUCCAUUUGGAGAAUGUAUUAAGUAUUUCUGAAGUGUAAGCUGGGGUCUCCUCUUCGGCCUCUUGUUACAGUGUUGCUGACUGCUUCACCCUUCACAGAUUUGAUACAAAGUGCAAGCUUUACUAUUCUGCAAGUUUGCUAAGACUGGCUGAACCCAGUUCCCCCGGCAAAGUCUUGUGUUGUUUCUGGGGAACCACACCACGAUCAGAGGCCACGCUGGACUGCUCGAGUCCAAGGUGACUGUGCAGCGCCCUGUAGCUCUGCAUGUUGUGGUGUUCGCCAGCUGUUAACGCUGCGUUUUCAAAGGUUGGAGUUUUUUUCCUGCCUGAGCUGGUCAUGUAGCAGGUUUUUUUUCCUAAACACAAAAUGGUCUCUUGCUUGUCUGGUAAUGAGAUUGUAAAUCCGUUUCCUGUGUGUGUUCUCGGCAGGCAUGCCUGAGUGUGUGGGGGUGCGCAGGCGUGCGCCUCUUUUUGUACUGUAACUACCUCAUGGUUUGAAUGAUGAGUGUACUGCUGGUUGUAUUAACAGAGCACAUUUUGUCGGAUGAGUCGUGUAUGCAAACUUUUUUUUAAACCUGUUUGUUUUACUCGGGGGUUCAUUCAUAAAGCUGACAGAUAUUUUUCUAGGAAGGACUAUUAUCAGUUUCCAAAUACAAUACUCCUCUAUUCUGGUUUUUCCUGAAUGAGCCUGAAAUUGUUACUGUUUUUCAUCUAUGAGGGUAAGAGCGUACCCUGAAAAUCCCUGUGGCCAGUUUGAACACCCCUGCUGUAACCUUUCCUGUUCUGUGAGUCAGCGUCUUUGUGACCUUGCUUAGAGGUAUAGUUUUGAUAACCACAGUUUUAAUUCUUUUAUCUGUGCAUAAUAAAAAGAUAUAUAUCAAUUAUUAA
Molecule: messenger RNA, 5758 nt
Organism: Peromyscus leucopus (white-footed mouse)
Lineage: Eukaryota; Metazoa; Chordata; Mammalia; Rodentia; Cricetidae
Gene: Tgfbr3
Product: transforming growth factor beta receptor 3
Exons: 17
Coding region: 197-2740 (847 amino acids)
Source: RefSeq, a predicted model, not a curated record